GCGCGUCCUGUGGGAGACGCGUCGCACCAAAUCCUUGGGUCGCUCGAGCGUCUCAGCCACCGACGCGAAAUUUGGGUAGGCGCGUGACGUCAAUCGAGCCGAAGGUUGCCGUUGUCAAUGCCAACGCCAGGGCCACUGCUCUGGCUGAAUAAAUAAACAAAUCAACACUCCCUCAGGGUUGCGCUGCUCUUUUUCUCGCACGCGUCCCAUCCUGUCCCUUUCUCCCAACCUUCCAUCAUCUCCAUUCUACUACUUCCCUCGACUUCCGUUUGCUUGUAAUUGCUUAUUAUCAUGACUGGUACCCAGAAGAGAGCUGCCGAGGACGAGCCUACUGGUCGUCGUACACGCUCUGCAAAGGCCGCCAAGACCGAAGGGGCGUCCCAAUCUCGCAAAGGCGGCAAGAAGGGUCCCAAGACGUCACUGGGGGCGAACAGCUUCAAAUCCCGCGCUCUUCCACUUCACGUCAACGUAACGCAUACUCCUCCCGCCAUCCCAGAUGACGAGACGAUUAACGCCACCUCCGCCGACCCAGGCUUCAUCGGGACGACGGCUCUAGUCCCCACGGUGUUCAACACGGGGAGCUAUGGUUGGAAAGGCAACAAACGCGUUACUAUCGAGUUGCAGAAUAAUGAGAGUGGGGAGAAGGAGAAGGUACAUGUGAUGUUGACGAUCAAUGCUACUGUCAUGGGAAGCAAGAAUGCAAAGGAUGACGAGGCAGCUGAGGGCGAAGAGAAGGAACCUGAAGCUGAGGGUGAGAAACUCGCAGAGGAGUCUAUGAGCAAGGACGCUGAGGCGGCGGAAAACAAACCCGAAGAGGGUUUAGCAGAUACUGAAAUGGCGACGCAAGAGGGUCAGGAGACAGAAGAGAAGACUGAGGAGAAGACUGAACAGUGAUUGCUGGUCGAGUGCCUUUUUUGCUCGUACCUCUAUGCUUUAUCUUGCAUUUCGCCUUGUGUUCUCAAUGUAGCUACGGACUAUUUAAUCCUCAACGUUUGUCUUUAUGACGAAGACAGACUUGACGGAC
This is a messenger RNA of Somion occarium, 1024 nucleotides long. The record is from the annotation of a GenBank genome assembly. NCBI's taxonomy places the organism in Eukaryota, Fungi, Basidiomycota, Agaricomycetes, Polyporales, Cerrenaceae.